AUGUCUGAGCUUAUCUCCCCUCCGCCCUCGACCCCCGGUCUCCGUAUGACCCAAACCCAGAAGGAUCUGAUUGGGGGCAGUAUAGGUGGGAUCGCGCAGGUCUUGGUCGGGCAGCCGUUUGAUAUCGUCAAGGUCCGAGUGCAGACCGCUGCUCCUGGCGUCUUCUCCAGUCCGCUCGAUUGCGCUACCAAGCUCUUGAAGGCUGAUGGCGCUCGCGGCUUCUACAAGGGAACACUCACUCCCUUACUCGGUAUCGGCGCCUGCGUUUCGAUCCAAUUCGCAGCCCUCGAGCGAGCCAAGCGGUUCUUCAACGGCCGGAAUCCUGUAGGAGCUGAGCUGGGUCUUGGCCAAUUAUGGGCAUCCGGAGCGUUCGCAGGGGUAGCGAACACGGUGGUUGCGAAUCCUGUUGAACAUAUCAGGAUACGACUCCAGACUCAGCCCGAAGUCACUCCCAAGCUGUACGCUGGACCCCUCGACUGCGCCGUCAAGCUGUAUCGGCAAAAUGGCAUUGCCGGGAUCUUCAAGGGACAGGUAGCUACCAUGUGGAGAGACGGUAUUGGAUAUGGAUCAUACUUCAUGGCGUACGAAUACCUCGUUCAGCGGCAUAUCCGCGUCAACGGCGUCAAGCGGGAAGAUAUCUCGCCAUUAUGGGCCGUCACUUUCGGUGCUGCAGCGGGGUACGCUCUUUGGGCCAGUGUCUACCCCAUCGACGUCGUCAAGUCGAAGCUCCAGACCGACUCACUUGACCCUGCCAAGCGGCAGUACAAGGGUAUGGUCGAUUGUGCGGUCCAGACGUUCCGGAAGCAGGGCUGGAGGGGGUUCACGGGCGGUCUUGCGCCGACACUUAUACGAUCACCGUUCGCGAACGGGGCCACGUUCGUAGCCUUCGAACUGGCCAUGCGGGCCAUGGCUUGA
This is a messenger RNA of Dioszegia hungarica, 915 nucleotides long. RefSeq names its product mitochondrial carrier domain-containing protein. The record is from RefSeq and is a predicted model, not a curated record. NCBI's taxonomy places the organism in Eukaryota, Fungi, Basidiomycota, Tremellomycetes, Tremellales, Bulleribasidiaceae. The coding region runs from base 1 to 915 and encodes 304 amino acids. Gene Ontology annotation, molecular function: L-ornithine transmembrane transporter activity. Gene Ontology annotation, biological process: mitochondrial L-ornithine transmembrane transport. The transcript is spliced from 7 exons.